Molecule: messenger RNA, 5142 nt
Organism: Ctenopharyngodon idella (grass carp)
Lineage: Eukaryota; Metazoa; Chordata; Actinopteri; Cypriniformes; Xenocyprididae
Product: deleted in malignant brain tumors 1 protein-like
Exons: 19
Coding region: 1932-4760 (942 amino acids)
Cellular component (GO): membrane
Source: RefSeq, a predicted model, not a curated record
CUGACAGCAGGUUUGUCUGUCUACACUCACAGCUCUCUCUAAGAGGAGACACAGGAGCACGACUGAGGCCGUUUAUGAGGAAAUUCAUCACAGACACCGUCACUUCACUCAGAGGGGAAGUGUCCUUUCUACUGAACAGCAUUCUGGGUAUGAAGAUGCUGAUGAGCUUCUUUCAGCAAAUUCUGCAGUAGGAGCCGCUCCUGACUACUGCAAUGACGUCAUCACCACUGAAGGGCCGAAAGGUCAGUGACUUUAACUGACUUCACUAAAUUAAAUGAACUAUUGGGCCUCUGAAUAGUAAAAUCAAAAUCAGUUUCUGUUUAUUUCCUCUUUACUAUUAACUCAUUUAGAAGAGCAGCAAAUCACACCUGAGAAUUAUGAUGAUAUAAUCACUGUUGGACUGAGACCUCGUGAUACGGAAAACUAUGAUGAUGUCAUCAUUGUACGACAAUUCUCCAAUGAUAAAGCAGAUGGUGUUCAGGAGGAUUAUGAUGAUGUGAAGAGUGUCAGGGAGUGUAUGAGUGACAUUUUUGACUAUGAUGAUGUGGGGGAGGAGCCAGGAAAACAGGGAGGGACUGUAUAACUCAAACCACACCCACUGCUUUAAAUCCUUUUAAAGCUUUUAAGUGAUCUGAAACAUUUCUAUGAUGUAGAUUUGGCAAUUUGAGAGAAGAAAAAAUCCUAACAGUUAAUCAGUUUGUAUAUAAUUGUAAUGAUUUCAGAUGCUUCACCAUUUAACUUCCACUGUCCCAGUCUUUAACAUUUUACAACUUAAAAACAUCAUACUUAAAAAAAAUAUAUUCCUUUUGAAUGUAGACCCACUGAUAGUGUACACAAUAUUUUGCUAAAUAAUGUACUUUGGGAAACAAGUUUACAAACAGCAGCUGUGGUCAAGGAUCUUUACCUCAAAAGAAUGUAAAGACUCUUUGAACUGAGCAGAAGAGCUUGUUGUUCACUUUAUGUCCUGCAGAGUGUUUUGUGACAGUCAGACAUUGAUACAUGGCAUGCAUAUGUUUGAUUUAUGUACUUGUUUUAUAUUUGUGUCCAAUUUAAUUGCUGGUUUGAAUUGAUUUGAAUGUUUUCUGUCUGUUUACCAUUAAAAUCAGACUGACUGUGUGCAUGGAUAUUAUGUCAUUAUUAUUAUCAUUAUUGUGAAACUGGGGAAUGUUACAAGACAUUUUGUUUCAAACUUUUUUUUUUGCACACAAAAUGCAAAAUUCAAUAAAAGUCUAUGAAAUAUUGUACACUGUUAUUCAGGAGUAGUUUGAUGUGUCUCUCUGUCUUAGUGUUUUUCGUCAGCAGUGCUUGUGUCUGACUUUGGCGCUGUAUGUACUCUGAAGUGUCUGACAAUUCUACUGAUGUCCACAGUCGUCACACUCACCAGUGCAGUCUUGUGUGCAGGCAGUGUGAGGUUGGUUGGAGGUCACGGUCUCUGUGCUGGUAGAGUGGAGGUUCAGAAAAACAACGAGUCUGAUCUGUCAAGAGCUGAACUGUGGAUGAUCUGGCAAUGAACCCAGAUAUUCAGUGGGCCUGAGAUCUGCUCCUAAUUGGUUAGAUCAUCUUAAAUGUCGAAAACAUGACAUUGUGGUAGUGUCCAUCUUUACCCUGGGGACAGAACAACUGUGUGUCCUGAAAUGUGUGGUGCUGCAGCUGGACUAGGACAACAGAAAGCAGUGUUGGGCUUUGAUGCUGUAAAUAAACUGGAGAGUUUCCUGUCUCCUGUAACAGCGAGUGUGAUUGGAGGGUGUUGGACCUCUUUCUCUCUCAUUAAGGGGUGUGAGAGGAUGCCUGUACUUCUGUAUCAUCAGUGCGGAGAAGCUUGAACUGGAUGUUGAAUUAAUCAAGCAGAGAGAGAUGGAGAGAUGCCUGACACUCAUUUUACUGACUACAGCUGUAAAACUCAUCACAGCUGAUCUCUGCUCAGUUUUCACAUGGCAAAAAAAAUCCAUGUGUCUGUGAGGUUGGUUGGUGGUCACAGUCGCUGUUCUGGUAGAGUGGAGGUUCUUCAUAGAGGUCAGUGGGGAACAGUGUGUGAUGAUUUCUGGGACCUUAAAGAUGCUGCAGUGGUGUGUAGAGAGCUGAACUGUGGAGAACCUGUAGAUGCUCUGGGUGAUGCUCAUUUUGGACAAGGAUCAGGACCAGUCUGGAUGAGUUAUGUCAUGUGUACUGGAUCGGAAUCUACACUGAAGAACUGUGGGGGAUUGGGAUGGGAUAAACGCAACUGUGAUCAUACUAAAGAUGCUGGGGUCAUCUGCUCAGAAGUCAGGCUGGUUGGAGGUUCUCGCUGCUCUGGGAGGUUAGAGAUACUUGAUGAUCAGACGUGGGUUUCAGUGUGUGCUGCUGCCUUUGACCAGCAGGAUGCAGAGGUUGUGUGUAGAGAGCUGGACUGUGGGGCUCCUGUACAGGUGCUGGGAGAAGAUGCUUUUGGCAAAGGAGACGCUCAGAUGUGGACACAAGAGAUUCAGUGCAGAGGAAAUGAGUCUCAGAUUCACCUCUGUUCAACAUCACCAUCACACCAAAACAACUGUUCUUGUGAACACAACAUUGCUUUGCUUUGUACUGACAAAAGGAAUGUGAAACUGGUUAAUGGUACCAGUCGCUGUUCUGGUAGAGUGGAGGUUCUUCUUAGAGGUCAGUGGGGAACAGUGUGUGGUGUUGGCUGGGAUUUGGCUGAUGCUGCAGUGGUGUGUAGAGAGCUGGACUGUGGAGAACCUGUAGAUGCUCUGGGUGAUGCUCAUUUUGGUCUGGGAUCAGGACCAAUCUUAAUAAAAAAUCCAAUGUGUAAUGGAUUAGAGUCUACACUUAAGACAUGUGGAUCCAUGCAGUCAAGCAUUCAUGAUGAUGAGUGUCUUGAUAAGAGCGCUCAAGUCAUUUGUUCAGAAGUCCGACUGGUUGGAGGUUCUCGCUGCUCUGGGAGGUUAGAGAUACUUCAUAAUCAGACGUGGAUGUCAGUGAGUGCUGCUGCCUUUGACCAGCAGGACGCAGAGGUUGUGUGUAGAGAGCUGGACUGUGGGGCUCCUGUACAGGUGCUGGGAGAAGAUGCUUUUGGAAAAGGAGACGCUCAGAUGUGGACACACGAGAUUCAGUGCAGAGGAAAUGAGUCUCAGAUUCACCUCUGCCCAAAAUCACCAUCACACAAACACAACCGUUCUCAUUACAAUGAUGUUGGACUUAUGUGUGCAGAUAAUAUGAGAGUGAGGUUGGUUGGUGGUAACAGUCCUUGUGCUGGUAGAGUGGAGAUUCAUCAUAGAGGUCACUGGGGAACAGUGUGUCAUGAGGACUGGGAUAUGACUGAAGCUGCAGUGGUGUGUAGAGAGUUGGACUGUGGAGAACCUGUAGAUGCUGUGGGUGACGCUUAUUUUGGACAAGGAUCAGGACCAAUCUGGACACGUCUUAUGUUAUGUACUGGAUCAGAAUCAACGCUGAAGUACUGUGCAUCAAUACAAUGGGGUUUUUAUGACUGCGAUCACUCUAAAGAUGCGGGAGUCUUUUGUUCAGGUGUCAGGCUUGUUGGAGAUUCUCGCUGUUCUGGAAGAGUGGAGGUUUUUCAUGGGAACACCUGGAAUUCAGUGUGUGCUGCUGCCUUUGACCAGCAGGAUGCAGAGGUUGUGUGUAGAGAGCUGGACUGUGGGGCUCCUGUACAGGUGCUGGGAGAAGAUGCUUUUGGCAAAGGAGACGCUCAGAUGUGGACACAAGAGAUUCAGUGCAGAGGAAAUGAGUCUCGGAUUCACCUCUGUCCAACAGCACCAUCACACAAACACAACUGUUCACAUGAUAAUUACCAGGGGCUGCUCUGUGCUGGUGAAAAAAAUGUGAGGUUGGUGGGUGGUAACAGUCGCUGUGCUGGUACAGUGGAGAUUCAUCAUAGAGGUCAGUGGGGAACAGUGUGUCAUGAUUUUUGGGAUUCGGCUGAUGCUGCAGUGGUGUGUAGAGAGCUGGACUGUGGAGAACCUGUAGAUGCUCUGAGUGAUGCUCAUUUUGGACCAGGAUCAGGACCAAUUUGGGUGAAUACUAUUUUAUGUGCUGGAUCAGAGUCUACAGUGAAGAACUGUGGGUCAUCAGGAUGGAGCAUACAUGUCUGUACUCACAGUUUGGAUGCCGGGGUCAUCUGUUCAGGUCAUAAACCUUCCAGACUUGUUAGUGGUUCUCACCUCUGCUCUGGGAGGUUAGAGAUACUUGAUGAUCAGACGUGGGUUUCAGUGUGUGCUGCUGCCUUUGACCAGCAGGAUGCAGAGGUUGUGUGUAGAGAGCUGGACUGUGGGGCUCCUGUACAGGUGCUGGGAGAAGAUGCUUUUGGAAAAGGAGACGCUCAGAUGUGGACACAAGAGAUUCAGUGCAGAGGAAAUGAAUCUCAAAUUUCAUUCUGUUCAAUAUCACCAUCACAGAAACACAACUGCACCAGUGACAAUACUGUGGGCCUGAUCUGUUCUGUUUACACAGAGGGCAAACUGAUGAACGGUUCAGACUCUUGUUCUGGAAGAGUGGAGCUUCAGUUCCUCAGUAAGUGGGGCACAGUGUGUGAUGCAUGCUGGGAUAUGAGAGCUGCCAGUGUCCUCUGUAGGCAGCUGAAUUGUGGGAUUGCUGUGUCUGUUGUGGGAUCAGACUGGUUUGGAGAAGGAAGUGGUGAAAUCUGGGCUGAUGUGUUUGAUUGUGACGGGAAUGAAACAAAACUCUCAGAAUGUUCCAUCUCUUCAUGGAGUCGAGCUGAACGUUCACAUAGACGAGAUGUUGGAGUCAUCUGCUCUGGUAAACUGGUUUGACAUUAUGCUACUGAAAAACUUUCUAUAUAAUAUAUAAGCACUUUUUUAUAAUGCUGUAGCACAAUUCUUAUUUUAGUAAUAAAAUAAUAAAUAAAAAAAAGAUCUUCCCUCCAGGCUCCUCUCUGGCUGUUCAUGACGGUCUGGUGCGGUUGUCUGGAGAGAGACAGUGUGAGGGGGAGGUGGAAGUUUCCAUCCAUCAGGUCUGGAGGAGAGUUCUGCUGGACUCCUGGAGUCUCACUGAAUCCUCUGUGGUCUGCAGACAGCUGGGCUGUGGCUCUGUGCUGAACUUCUCCGGCUCCUCUUCAUCCAGUCCUGAACACAGUCAUGAGUGUGUGACGGGCUUCCAGUGCUCUGGGAGUGAAGCUCAUCUGGGGAACUGCAG